AUGAGAGCUUCUGUCAAUGAUAAAACUCAAGUGGAGAAAUCAAAAAGGAUCAAGAAAAGAAAAUAUCAAAACAUAAUAGAGCAAAGAAACGAUUUUAAACUUCUAGAAGAAAUACAAUGUAAAUUCAUUUCUAACGAGAAAGUUGUUGAAGGGGACUGUACUUAUACGGAAGAGAAAAACCAGCAAUCAGAAGAAGAACCGAGAAAGUUCUCUGAUACUGAUGAAUUUACAAGAAGAAUAGAAGAAGCAGAGGCUGCUCUUAAGAGCCUUUCUGGAAAUAUUGAUGAACUUCAAGAUGAUGAGGCAGAUGACAAUCCAAUGUUUGAAAACUUGUUUGAAAAGAAAGACGAGUCUAAAGAAAGUACGAAAUGGAUUCAUCAUAAUAGUUCGUGGAAAGAAGUUAUUUCUUUGAGUUUUUCUUCAAAUUCUUGCUGUAGUAGCGAGCGAUCAAGUACACACUCCCCAACAACAUGUGCUGAAACAGGGUUUAAAGGAAUUAGAGACAGAGAAGUGGAUUCUGUUGUUAAGAUAAACAAUGUUUACCCUUUGAGCUCAAAUUCAGAUUUUAUUCAAACACCAACAUUUCUAUCUCUCGAAGAUCCUGAUAUUUCUCUUCAGAAUUCACUUUUAAAGAGUGGAAAAGAAAACGUUACUGAUGUUGAAAAUUGUUUACAGACUGAGAAUGAGUGUGCUUGUAUUCACUCGUACGUUGGGGAGUCGCUAGUGAAAGAAGAAGACCUUGGAGAUUUGGGGUUUAAUGACGAAAAACUUCAUUUUCAAAGUAAGGAACCUUGUAUCUUCGAGAAUCUUAGAAACGAAAGUCUUUGCUUCAAAGACAAACCAGCUUCUACAAAGCGUGGCAGUAAAAUAUCAAAUUCGAAGAUUAUUUCCAGUUCUUCAGCUCAGCUUUAUGAAGAGAACAGUCUGAACUUAACAUAUGGCAACAAUAAACAUCUGGACACAGGAGUAAAACCUUUCUGUAAUAGUUCGUUUGGGCACAAGAUCUUAAAACGAUGUACUUUAGAUAAACAAAAUAUGACUGACAUUGACCUGGAACAUGAACAAAAAUAUGCUGAUGAUGCAAAGUUUUAUAGAAAAUACAAUAGUUUCCUGGAGACAGCCGCACUGAAUAAACCCAGUAAAGAAAACAAUAAAGAAAGCUACUUGCACCUUAUUCCUGACGACCACUGUCCACUACUGAUAGAAGACAGUCAUUUUUCCAAAGAGAUAAGUACAUGUUCAUCAGCAAUUGGUUCUAUAUCUUCUAAUUUAACUCAAGCAGAAUUAUGUUGGUCUUCAUCUCCAAAAAUAUCAUUCUAUUCGUUUUCACCAGAUGAUCCCGUAUCUUUAGAUAAUCAUCCAAAAGAGGAUCAAGGUAAUAGUUCAAAACAUGACAUUGUGGAACAUGCAGUAGGACUAUUGUCGCAGCAGUAUAGUCUCUCCAACUCUUCUGGAAGAGAAACAGUCUAUCCAGAAGUAAUAUCGAAGAAAGAUUCGGCCGUUAAAUGUUACAUCCCAGGAUGCAGUGGUCGAGAUCACAUGAACAGUAGUAGAUCUUCACACCGCAGUAUUUCUAGAUGUCCAAUUGCCACUGAAGAAGGGUUACUACAAAAAGGAAAUGAAUCUUUAACGAUGAAGACACAAACAAUAAAAGAUAGAGACUCAAGCAAGCUUAAUCCACGCUCGUGCUACUCAAAAGACACGAAAGUGAUGAGUGUGUUUGACGAACCUCGUUCCUCAAGUCACGCGGCGAGAAAGUUUGAAAAAUUCGAUAACAAGUACAGUGAUAUGGACUUUCACCUUGGACAUGGCUAUCUGAAACCGAAUUACUUCGAUAUGGAAAAGACAGAAAAGCCGGUAAAACAUGAAAGAGGUUUCAGAAGUAUUGCUCAAACAUCACCCAAAGAGAUGUCGUUUCCUCCUUACCAACAAUUUCCAGAACAAACAGAACCUGUAGAUUUCAGCACCAGGACAGAUGUCAUGGCAACAGAUUUACCGAACACAAAACCAUCAUUAUCGCAAAUAUCCUCCCACUACCGAUCACAAAACCCAUCAGUGAUGGCUUCAUUUUGCUCAACUUCUGAAACACUUUCCUCCCCACCUUCUUCUAAAUGCUCAUUUUUUGGAAAAGAGUGUUCGCGUUCCCCAUUUGUUGCAGGUAAUGUUAGAGAUACAAAAUCGUACAUUUAUGAAACGACGCCGAGUGAUGGACAAAACUCUACUCAGAGUCAAAAGUCUACACCUGUGUUUUCCUGUGAGAGAAUGAUCUCAAAUUAUAAUUUCGGCGUUAGCAGUCCUGAAGCACGUACCAUAAUCAGUGAUGUUAUGGAUGAAAACAGGAUCAUUCAGGAUAGAUUUCCAAGUUAUGUCAGUUCUUACAACCAACCAGUCUCCGAUUUAAUGAUGGAAACGUGGGCUCCUGCUCCUCUGACAACCUCAGAAACCUUAUCGAUGCAACCAAUUAACCAGUUGCAGAUCGUUUCAUCGUCAUCAACUCCCAGCUUUUAUUCAUCAUGUUUUGGUUCUACAGCCCGUUCUUUGCCCACAUCUCCCACUAGUAGAGUAGAUACCUCAACUAAUGGAACUUUGUACUCGCAUCCUGGUAGAACAUCGUCCAGAUCGCUUCCAACCUCACCUAAUCCCUCGACGCAAAUUUCGACGUGUAGAAAUAGUCAAAAGAUGGACCAUCAGAGGACUCAUGAACCAUUUGUAGUAAACACUCACUUGUUUGAUCAUAAAGCUUCAUAUAGAGGAUCCCCCACACACAAAACAGUUCCGGUCAGGAGGCAAGAAGGAAAGGAACUGAUUCAAUGUCCAAUACUAGGGUGUCAUGGUGUUGGCCAUGUUUCUGGAAAAUAUACUACACAUAGAAGUCUCUCAGGGUGUCCUCUUGCCGACAAAGACCAAUUAAAAAGUCAACGUCACGAGUUAAGUUGCCCGACUCAUGGAUGUGAUGGCUCUGGUCAUGUGACAGGAAAUUACUCUACUCAUCGUAGUCUGUCAGGUUGUCCACGUGCCAAUCGACCUAACAAAGUUUCUGUGUUGAGAGAAGAAAAGACCCAUGGCAACAUAUACCGAGUGUCAGGUUGCCCAAGUCUUAGUAAGGGUAUAGUCAAGUAUCAUCACGAACCUUUAACUUCAAGUAGAAGAAUCAUUAAACCAGAAGGAAGUAGUUGCCCCACUCCUGGCUGUGAUGGUAGCGGUCACGUGACGGGAACUUUCCUUACUCACCGAAGUUUAUCAGGGUGUCCUCGUGCGGUCCACCGCGGGAAGAGACCAAAAUUUCCAGUUGAGCCUUGGAUAUCACCACCAGGAGGUACUACAGAUUAUAUCUCCGGGUCAGCUCUCAGUGAGGUGGGAAUGGCGAGAGGAAAUGCUGCAACUCAAGAAAACGGGAAUCAACGAGAACUGGGAAAAAAGUUCAACAUCCAUCUGUACAAUGCUAAAGUGGAGUCGGAAAUGAGAAGCCUUCAAUCCCAUAUAUCCUAUUUAGAAGAGAAGGUUCGAAUCGCCCAGAUGGACAAUCAAGACCCGGACCAGAAAUCAAUGUACUUGACGAAGCAUUACGAAUCUCUUCGCAACAAUUUCAUGUCAUUGUUGGAUCGUGUUCGCUUGUCAAACUUCACCGACAGAUCAACUGUAGAAUAUAAAGGACGUAAACUUAACCCUAUGUACACAAAUCAGGCCAAAGAAAAUAGGCAGACCGGUUUUUACUCUGCGAAACAGGCUUCUCAGAACUCGAACGUUACAACAUAAGUAUAUGCUUAACCAAGUUAGAAGCAACGGGUUCUUCUGAGCUCAAUACCAGCAUGACAGAGGAUGGAUAAAAUUCUAAGUUUCGAUUUCCUCAAUGAUAUCCUUUGUGUGAGAAAUGAUCAGUUAAAAUUAUUUUGAUCCAAUGAUGAAGACGUGCAGCGUAAUCAUAUAAUUUCAUUUUUUCAGUGCUCACGCCAGGAUUAUUGUGAUUUAUGUGAAAAGAGUGGAAAUUAUUCACAGUAGCUUCAAACUCUUCAAAGUCCAAAGCAUUUUUUUUCUCCAUGAGAACGAAAAACAGGGAUUAGUUUUAUAUUACUUUUAGUACGUGCUUUUAAUAAUAUAUAUUUAUAAUGGGGUUACAAAUUUAUCUGUGAAUGUAAACGGUAUAUUCUGUAAAGGAAUAAACAGUAAAUCGAAUUUUUGCUUUUAUGCUAUACUUGUAAUUUAAAGCUACUGUCUUUGUUUCAGUCUAAGUACGCAUUACAAAUGUCUUUCGCAUUUAAGAUGAGGUGUGAGAUGUAUGUAUACGAAUUGUUUUUAUGUAAGUUAGGUAUGUAGUCGUUGAUGGCAUGUACUUUAUUAUAAUUACAUAAGUUAUCGUAAUGGUCCCAUUAAAAGCACCACUUCAUAAGUUAUCGUAAUGCUUCCAUUAAAAGCACCACUUCAUAAGUUAUCGUAAUGGUCCCAUUAAAAGCACCACUUCAUAAAUUAUCGUAAUGGUCCCAUUAAAAGCACCACUUCAUAAGUUAUCGUAAUGGUUCCAUUAAAAG
This is a messenger RNA of Limulus polyphemus (Atlantic horseshoe crab), 4526 nucleotides long. Its product is annotated as myelin transcription factor 1-like. The record is from RefSeq and is a predicted model, not a curated record. Gene Ontology annotation, molecular function: RNA polymerase II cis-regulatory region sequence-specific DNA binding; DNA-binding transcription factor activity, RNA polymerase II-specific; zinc ion binding. Bases 1 to 3756 code for a protein of 1251 amino acids. The transcript has 16 exons. Gene Ontology annotation, cellular component: nucleus. Gene Ontology annotation, biological process: regulation of transcription by RNA polymerase II. NCBI's taxonomy places the organism in Eukaryota, Metazoa, Arthropoda, Merostomata, Xiphosura, Limulidae.